AUGUCUUUGGUGACUGGUUACACUCCAUCACGCGUCACUCAAACAGCCUUUGGGGUACCAAUGUCUGGUGUUUCCAUGCCCACAUAUAAUGCCCGCGGCCGAACCAGGGGCACUGGUAUCAUGCGCCCUGCACGGCCAAGGGUCCCAGGGAGUGGUGUGACUUUGAAGGUUCUGAUAGUUCUUUUACCCAAGGAUCUCUCAAAUGUUUGUAAUGAAGAUGCUCCAGAUUUCAUGGACGAAGACUUUCUCUCGGUCACACGAUGUGUGAAAGUGCAAGAAGAAAAGCAAAGUGAGCGCGAAGCGCGAGAGAGUGCACUAAGAAUACCGGAUAAGGAAACGGAUAAGGAAGCGGAUGUGCAAAGCGAGUGCAAACACAGAGCGGAUAACGAUAACCAUUGGAAACACAAAGUGCGCCCAAGUGGUGACUACUACUCUAAGGUAAAACCCAAUAGCGAGGGAAGUACAGCAAAGGGGAGUAAUAAUGAUGGAGUACGCUGCAAUGCUUGUUACAAACCACGAGGCAAGGGAUAUGACGUACCAAUGAGGGCGCUUAAGCGCGAGAAAGCGCGCAAGAAACGCAAGUCUCUACAACAGAUGCGUACAGGCGAAGAGCUUGCUUCAGAUCUUCGUUUUCUCUCUAGAUAUGGCCUCACGAAGAAGCUUACCCUUCAGCGCCGAAAUGCUGACGACUAUGUCCUGGCCGACUUGAUCAAAGCAGUUACAGACAUAACCAUCGACGCCAAUAUUUGUUUCCCAUCAUAUAACCCCGAUCCCCUGGAUCUUGCUCCAGAUGAACUCAAUCAAGAUGUCCGCACAGAUUUUCACAAUCUUCCCUUCCGAUUUAUUGUUCCUGGGUAUUCUAACGCCCAUCAGGGUCAACGAUACCUGCGUGUUGACCAUUCAUUUUCAUUCCAGGAGCUCCGAUUUUCUACCUUCCAGAAGAAAUGCCCAAAAGGUGGACCUCUCAUUGGACUGGUGGAGCCCAAGUCCCCCCAUCAACAUUUCUGCUUCGCCAACCGCAUCAUGGGCCACCUAGUACAGGGCUUCGAUGACACUCCAUCUGUCCCUGGACGUUUCUUCACUGUCCCAUGGAAUAUUCGUGAUCUCUUUGAUCUAUCACAAGCUAUUCACUCCUCUGCCGACCAGGCCUACUCUGAUUCUACCCUGUGCAUAGAGGCCAAUACUGUAACAGACGCGGCUAAUGGCAUGAUUGAUGUCUUCCAACAUUACUAUAAGCGGCUCAGUGAAGGCGGUGCUCUUGACUCGGACAACCUGGUGAAGCAUGAUCUUACUGUUGGGGACAUGAAGUCCAUAUUCUCAAUACCUGUGUGGCAUUUUCAAGCUGGUCAUCGUAACGCAACUGACAGCUUUGGUAACGGCAUCAUGCGACAAGUAAUUCACACUGCCCUUCGGAAAAGUGUUUCCUGGACAUCUGACGGUAGUAAUGAAGAUAAUCUGGCACUUGCAGAGGGUGACGUCUGCAUUGAACUUGAUGAUGACUUUUGGGCUCUCAAGCUAUCGUGGUUCCCCUCUUCUAAAAAACUUGCCACCAUUUUCGCCAUUGGUCGUCUCUGUGCCUUGCACAUUCUUCAGGUGCAAAAUGGGCCGCAUCCAAUCUCACCAGCUCUUUUGAGCUUCAUCGUAAAUGGUGUCUUGUCUCUGACAACUUCAGAAUCAAACCAUUUGUGGCUUGGCGACAAUCUAUUCCCUACCUUGGCCAACAUUAUCAAGUCACUGCCCACCGAGGACGAGAAUGUGUCCAACCUUGUCAUGGAUGGAUUUGGUGAGAUUCGAGGCACCCCGUCAGAACGCUGGCCAAUGGUACGCCGGGACUUGAUUUGUGCUGCCCUGCUCAGUUACUCCCAUGAUGAGUUUGUCAACUCCCAAGAGUACCAGGCUUUUAAAGAUGGAUUUGACCUCCAUGUGACGUCAUCCAUUCCUUCGCUCUCUGAGAUUUUACAACCAAGUUUCAGUAGCAUUCUUCGAUCAAUCUAUGAUCACCAUCCAACUGCUGAUGUCUUGGAGAAUAUGCUAUGCUUUGAGGUUGAUAGUGAUGAAAACUUUCGUGCUCGAUUGUCUCCCUAUCUUCGCACGUUCAAACGCGCUGUCCUGAAGUAUUUGAAUGGCAAAGGCCACCCCCGUCACUCCAUAUUCGAAAGUCUACAUGACGAUGAAGCAAUGCCUCCACACUACCGUGCACUCCAUUUUGUUAAGGUGUUAAGUGGAAUUCCCUUGGUGCCAGCAGACCCUCUAGCACGAUUUAUGGUCAAUGUUACACAGCAUGUCCCAGCUGAUGCCACGUUCAAUGGUCAUCUAAACCCAGAAACCGAUCUCAUUCCGCCCAUUGCACAUGCCUGCAUGCUUAGGCUUGACAUAUUCAUGAACCCGAUGACACGCACGAAACCUGUUUCGUACAUGGUCAUGGCAAAUUUAUGA
Messenger RNA from Suillus subalutaceus, 2436 nucleotides. RefSeq lists its product as uncharacterized. The transcript has 16 exons. The coding region runs from base 1 to 2436 and encodes 811 amino acids. Lineage: Eukaryota; Fungi; Basidiomycota; Agaricomycetes; Boletales; Suillaceae. The record is from RefSeq and is a predicted model, not a curated record.